AUGAAAAAUCGUUAUGAAGAUUUAUAUGAAACUAAAAACUAAUUACUAGGCUAAGGUGCUUUUGCUUAAGUCUUUUUAGGUGUUAAAAAAUCAAAUAAAUAAAAGGUUGCUGUCAAAAUUAGCAAUAGAAAUCUAGCUAUUUCUUAAUAAGAGAAAAUGAUUCUAAAAUAACUCUCAUAAUAUCGGCAUUAAAAUGUAGUUUAACUUUUAGAUAUUUUUGAUUAACCAGAAGCCUUAUUUAUAGUGCAAGAAUACUGUUCUGGUGGUACUUUAUAUGAAAUGAUGACAACUAAAACAUUUUCUGAAGAAUAAAUUGUUAAUAUUGCUUUUUAAGUAGCUAAUGGUAUAGCCUUUUUGCAUAGUAAAAAUAUUGUUCAUAGAGAUAUUAAACCAGAAAAUAUUCUAAGAUAAAUUGAUGAAUAAGGAAUGGAAAUUUAUAAAAUCACUGAUUUUGGAUUAAGUAGUGUCAAAUUAGAUAGAAUGACAACAACUAAAGUUGGAACUGCCUAUUAUGUAGCCCCAGAAAUUCUAGAUAAAUAAUAAUAUGAUAAAUCUGUUGAUAUUUGGGCACUUGGACUUAUUAUUGAUGAGUUACUUCAUAAAACUCCAUUCUAUAAUGGAUUAUCUGAGGAAGAAGUAUUCUUUAAGAUAAAAACUACUAAUUAUAUUAUUAGAGAUCAAUAAUAUGCACAAGCUACUAUAUUUGAUCAUAAGAAAAAUGUCAUUAAAAGUUUAUUAUUAAAUUCCAUCUAAAAAGAUCCUAAAUUAAGAAAAGAUCUAAAUUGGAUUAUUUAAACACUCACUGAAUACUAUUUAUAAAGUCCAAGUAGUUUUGAAAUACAAACAAAUACUAAUAAUGAUAGAUAUGUCUUUGCAGAUAUUUCACUAGUUUCUUAAUCAACUCUUUGUGAAUAAACUCAAAAUUUUUAGUUACCUUCUUACUCAAAUGAUUCUUAAUCUUAAAUUGAAGAAUGUCCUUUUCAUCAUUAACCUAUUCGAUAUAGAAUGCCAGGUAUUAAUGAUAAUACUGUUACUAAUGCAUGUUAAAAAUGUUUAUAAAUCUAUGGAAUCUUUGAUUAAUAAGAAUUUCAAUCAUAUUUAUCAUAAACUAACUUUGAGUUAAGUUCAUUUUCAGUAGAUUCCUAUUUUUCUUAAAAUGAAAUUAUCAUAGAAGCACUAAGUUAUUUAAAUUAAUUUAAAUUAUUUUAAGAAAAGGAAAGAUUAGUAUAAGAAUUGAGAAGCAUUGUAAUUAAACAUCAUAGAAUAUUAAGACAAGAAUAUAUAUAAUAUUAAGAAGAUGUUAAAUCUAUGAAUACAAAUGCUAAAUGGAUUAAUGAAGCGUUGAAAUUAAAUCUAACAAUUUCUCAAGAUAUGCCAAAUAAAAUAAUUCUUUAUUUAAUCUCAAAAUGUUAAGAAAGAAAAGAAAUUUCUAUUUAAGAAUGUAGAUAAUUUAUUAAAGAAUAACUUAAAUUACUCUAAUAAUAUAUUGAGUCUAUAUUAUGA
This is a messenger RNA of Paramecium pentaurelia, 1503 nucleotides long. The record is from the annotation of a GenBank genome assembly. Lineage: Eukaryota; Ciliophora; Oligohymenophorea; Peniculida; Parameciidae.